CGCCCGGCUCGGCACACCGAUCCCCUUCCUCCCCCGUCCUGCAUCUCUCUUCCUUCCUUUGCUCCGCCCAGGCUCAUCUCGAUCGCCAUGGACUCAAAGUGCUUGCAGAUCCAGACCGAUCGCUAUCUGGCCCGGCCCGUCAACUCGCGCCCCUCGCCACGGAGCCCAAGAUCGGCCACAUCCUCCGACUCGACCCACUCGAACUCGUCCGUCAGGAUUGUCCCGUUCCGGUGGGUCCACGGCGGUAGAAGAGUCAUUCUGACGGGCGACUUUGACGACUGGAAGCAAAAGAUCGAAAUGACCGAGGUCUACGAUGGAGAAUUCGAGGCGUACUUGCAGCUCGAUCGCUCGCGCCCUUGGCAGUUCAAGUUUCUCGUGGACGGCCAGUGGAGAUGCGCCCUUGACCAGAACACAUGCUAUGACCAGCACGGGAUGGUGAACAACGUCCUGAACCCAGAGUAAUGGCCCCUGGACCACUCGGCGGUCGCUUGUCAUUUCAGCCUCUGCUCAGUCCAUCUCCAUCUCCAUCUCCAUCUCCAUCUCCAUCUCCAUCUCCAUCUCCAUCUCCAUCUCCAUGUUGCUGACCUUGCCCCUUCUUCGCUCGUGUUCGUUGGCUGCCGUUCCCUGGCAGCGGCCAUGAGGCCGGCUCGAGUGCAACCGAGUCGAGUAUGUACUCAGUCCCUGUAGUCUUGCAUAUUGAGUGGGAGUAUACCUGUGUUGCAAAGGCCGAUACCCUCUAUGGCUUGAUGGUUUAGUGUUGACAAACCGAUGAAAUAGGAUACUGUUUACAGCAAGCCCC
Messenger RNA from Polychytrium aggregatum, 799 nucleotides. Its product is annotated as immunoglobulin E-set. Gene Ontology annotation, cellular component: nucleus; cytoplasm; nucleotide-activated protein kinase complex. The record is from RefSeq and is a predicted model, not a curated record. Gene Ontology annotation, molecular function: protein kinase binding. The coding region runs from base 88 to 462 and encodes 124 amino acids. Lineage: Eukaryota; Fungi; Chytridiomycota; Chytridiomycetes; Polychytriales. The transcript is spliced from 2 exons. Gene Ontology annotation, biological process: signal transduction.